Fraxinus pennsylvanica is the source of this 615-nucleotide messenger RNA. The record is from the annotation of a GenBank genome assembly. Lineage: Eukaryota; Viridiplantae; Streptophyta; Magnoliopsida; Lamiales; Oleaceae.
AUGGAAUCUGUAUUUGGACUGGUGGGCAAAGAUUUUGCAAUUGUUGCGGCGGACUCAUCGGCCGUGCAUAGCAUCCUCGUACACAAGACCAAUGAGGACAAGGUCAUGAUACUUGAUUCGCAUAAACUCAUGGGGGCUUCCGGCGAAACUGGUGACCGGGCUCAGUUUACAGAGUACAUACAGAAGAAUGUGGCUCUGUACCAAUUUCGAAAUGGCAUCCCUUUGACGACUGCAGCUGCUGCAAAUUUUACCAGAGGCGAGCUUGCCACAGCCUUGAGAAAGAAUCCAUAUAUGGUGAAUAUCAUCAUGGCUGGCUACGACAAGGACAUAGGCCCAUGCCUCUACUUUAUUGAUUAUAUUGCUUCUCUUCACAAGCUUGAUAAAGCAGCAUUUGGUUAUGGAUCGUAUUUUGCACUCUCCAUGAUGGAUAGGCAUUACCGCAAAGACAUGAUAGUCGAAGAAGCCAUUGAUUUAGUUGACAAGAUCAUAAUGGAAAUACGAAGUAGGCUGGUUGUGGCCCCACCAAACUUUGUAAUAAAAAUUGUUGACAAAGACGGGGCAAGGGAAUAUGCUUGGCGUGAAUCUAUCAAGGAUGCCUCUGUUCCAGCAGUUUGA